AUGGGUGAUCAUGUCCUCUUCUUCUAUGAUGCUAAAGAAAGGACAGGAACAUUAAUGGCCCCACAAAUGAUAUACCGUGUCAUAUACGGCCGCCCAGAUCCGAAGCAAUGGCAGAAAUCCCGGCUACGCUUCCAACCAGCUUUGCUACAUGGUUACCAGCGUCAUAGGGUCCGCGAUGCAGACUAUCCGGGUAUUGUACCCGUAUCAGAAGCACAAGAAAAAGACCAGGCAUCAAAGUCAUCAUUAAAGACAUCCGUGCUAGGCACAAUCGUCUACGGACUCUCAGAUGCCGACGUCCAGCGACUAGAUCAGUACGAGGGUAGCGACUAUGCCCACAAGACAGUCUGGGUUCGAACUCUGCAAGAUUCCCAGCACGAAGAAGAUCUAGCGGGAUCCAGUGUCGAAAAAACGUUGCGCCAUAUUUUGGAUGCGGCUGGGACUGAGUCUAUGGAGGAAGGGGAGGAGAUCGAGGCUGUGACUUAUCUCUGGGUUUCGCCGCGGGAAGAGCUAGAAGAGGCUGAGUGGGAUUUUGAGCAUUUCAAACGGGAGAAGAUGUCAUGGUGGAUUGGAGCGGAUGAGAGUGAGUGGUAG
Molecule: messenger RNA, 591 nt
Organism: Penicillium taxi
Lineage: Eukaryota; Fungi; Ascomycota; Eurotiomycetes; Eurotiales; Aspergillaceae
Product: gamma-glutamylcyclotransferase family protein
Exons: 2
Coding region: 1-591 (196 amino acids)
Source: RefSeq, a predicted model, not a curated record